Medicago truncatula (barrel medic) is the source of this 3366-nucleotide messenger RNA. Its product is annotated as sterol 3-beta-glucosyltransferase UGT80B1. Bases 113 to 1390 code for a protein of 425 amino acids. The record is from RefSeq and is a predicted model, not a curated record. Lineage: Eukaryota; Viridiplantae; Streptophyta; Magnoliopsida; Fabales; Fabaceae. The transcript has 14 exons.
AGUGACUCAAAAUUAAAAAAUUGAAACAAAUUUAUUUUUGCCAAAAUUGUUUUUCCAAAACAAAGGAUUGGAAUUAAGAAGAAUCGUUGUGUUUGUGUUGGGUAAGAAGCAAAUGGAGAGAAGGAAAGCGAAGGCAGUAUUCAUGGCUUUUGGAACUAAAGGCGACGUCUACCCUCUUGCUGCCAUUGCAGCAGCUUUUGCUUGUGAUCAGAAACAAUACGAUGCGAUUCUAAUGACUCAUUCAGCACACGAGAGCUUAAGUCCUCAGUUGGGUGAAAAACAUGUUGAAUUUUGCGCAGUUUCAUCACCUCCGGUUCUUUCUGCUGAUCAGAAUAAUGAUAUUAAAGAGGAAGCAGAGUCAUCUUUUUUAUUGCAGAAAAAGAAAAUUACCAGAGAUCAUAGACGAGAAUGCUAUUCUCUAAUUGAAAAGAUAUUUGGAGAUGGUCCGAGCUUGGAUGGUGAUCUUAUUGUGAUAAACUUUUUUGCUCUGGAAGGAUGGAGUCUUGCUGAAUGUUUUUCUAUCCGUUGUGUUGUAGCUGCACCUUAUGUUGUUCCAUACAGUGCACCUGCAACAUUUGAAAGACAAUUCCAAAGAGAACUUCCUCUUCUCUAUAAAUAUCUUACUGAGGCUCCUUCUGGUAAGGUUUGCUGGAAGGAUGUUAUUCAUUGGAUGUGGCCCCUUUUCACAGAAAAUUGGGGAUCAUGGAGAGAUGAAGACUUACAUCUGAGUCCAUGUCCCUUUACUGAUCCAGUUACAGGCAUUCCUACUUGGUAUGAUAGGCCGCAAUCUCCUCUUCUGAUGUAUGGCUUUAGUAAAGAAGUUGUUGAAUGUCCAGCAUAUUGGCCAUCAAGAGUGCGGGUUUGUGGUUUUUGGUUCCUUCCUAUAGAAUGGCAGUUUACAUGUACGCAAUGCAGAGAAACAUCGUUAUAUGAUAAAGAUAACCUAUGUCCACAUCAUCUAGAGUUGCAAAAUUUUGUAAAUGCUAAACCAAUUUUUAUUGGGUUGAGUGCUAUUGGAAGCAUGGGUUUUCUAAAAGACCCUCACUCGUUUAUUUGUGUUCUUCAGACGGUCCUGAGCACCACAAACUAUAGAUUUAUUCUCUUUACGGGUGGAUAUAAACCUUUAGAAUCGGUGGUUCGUAUAAUUGCUUCCGAAGCAACAUUUGAGCAGAAUAUUUGGAGUGAAGAUUGUGUCGCUCUUUAUAAUGGCCGACUAUUAUGUUUCUUUGGUUCCUUACCAUAUGGUUGGCUUUUCCCAAAAUGUGCUGCUGUGAUUCACCACGGAGGCAGUGGAACUACUGCUGCUGCAUUACAGGCAGGAACACCACAGAGCUUUGUUUUAUGUCCGCGGUUUCAAGCUCUUCUGCUGUUGAAACUUCUACUCUUUUAACUGUCUCUGCUACCUCUGCAAGUGCACGGAAGAGUAUAUUGCACAAAAAAUGCUGUUGGUAAAGAAAACAAAUGCUCAAGAAGAGGAGGAGAUUAUAGAUGUUGAUGAAAAUGUGUGUUAUUAAAAAACAAACACCCAAAGCAAAAACUCAACAAUUUAAAAACAAAUUAACCUACAUUUUUUUGACCCCAUCAAAAGCUUCUGUAUCUUCUCCUUUGCUAGGUCAUUGCCUCGUAGAUGAAUCCCAUGGUUGGUUGUAAAUCUGAGUCCUACGUUCUUCCAAAGCAUCAUUUGUCAACUUCACUAGUGGGCUUAAAUCCAUUUUCAUGCUGUGAAAUUAAAUACACAUUCUUCACUCCUUGCCGCAUUGAAUGACAUAUAGCAUUGUUGUAAAAAAUCCUUGCAAUUGCUUGACAUGCAUUAUUUCUGAAACUUUUCUUUAUCAUCGUAUUGAUGGUAGCUGAAACACCUCUUCUUAAAUAUGUUUCCAGACCUUUAUUGGUGUAGUGGCUUUGAAACCGACCCUCACACCCUUUCAUGUGUUUAAAACGUGUCUCCGCAGAUCCCUUGUUCGUGUCUGCGCAGACCUGACGUGCACAUCAUGCCUUUUCUCAAACUCAAACCGAAUUGACCGACGUGCACGAUUCUACUUUUCUACGGCUCUGCGUGGAGAUCCAAGCUUCCCCCGCCAAUUUCUGUUCUUCUCAUGCAUGAACACGAUCAGACCUAGAAAGGUCAAAGAAUCACAUGAUUUCAGGUGCAGAGUUGCGAUUUUGAUUACCUUGGUUUGGACUUGGGAAGUUGGUCUACCUUACUAUGACUAUACCUGACAUAUUCUUUGUUGUUAAUGUUGUGAAUCAAUUCCUGAAUUCCUUUUUUGUUUGAAUCUUGAUAUAUAAAGAUAUCCAUGGGAAAGAGUUAGUUUAUGAGUACAAAUGUCACACUUAUUGGGCUGGAUAUCCUAGUGAUCAACAUUCAACCUAUGUGAUUGCGAUCUUGUUGGAGGAUAUUUUUUUCUUGGAAAAGCAAGAAUUGUUGCUAGAUCCAAUAUAGAGACUGAUUAUCAAGCUAUGACUCUAACUACAUGUGACUUUAUUUUGUUGGAACAACUUAUUGGUGAGUUAAAGUUCUACAAGUCCGAGUCAAUGAGUCUUAUUGGUGAUAACCAGAUAACUUUACAUAUCACAUCCAAAGUCUUCCAUGAGCUGACUAACACAGAUAGAAUGACUGCCACUUUAUCCACAAGAAAAUUCUUUUCAGACAUAUUGUUACAUCCUUUACAAACUCAAAUGAUCAAUUAUAUGAUAUUUUCACCAAGUCUCUCAGAGGCCCGAUGAUAUCUUAUAUAUGUAUCAUGAUGAUUGAUGCAUAUGAUAUAUAUAUAUUACAUGCACUAGCCAGAGGGGCAAUGUUGAGAUAUUUCCUCUGAUCAUUAGAGGAAAUACUUCCCUUUAUUUCUGUUAUGUGCGUAUUUUUCUGAUUGUAAAUUAAUUAGGUGGACCUAACAUAGGUUUUAAUUCUUAUCUCUAUUUUUUUAUAGGCAUAGAUUUUAAUUCUUAUCCCUGUUGUUAUAAAUUGACGAGGUUGAGGGUUAAUCUCUUGAGUAAAUAAAAUUUGUCUCUGCAUAUUUAUACACCAUGAAUGGGAAUGUUGUUUUUCUCGUAGACAUCGACCAAUGGACCAAUUACUCGAGGAACAAGCAAUUGUGUUUAUAGGAAAAUUGAAAUAUUGUUGGCAGGUUCCUAUAGCUGUGAUUCUGGUAUUUUUUUAGUGAAAGAUUAAGACAUAAAUAUUGUUUCUUCUUUGGUAGGAUUCUUGUAGCAUAAAAUUACUUAGACCAUGUUGAAGUUCAAGCAUUGGUUUAGAGUUAGACCAUAUAUGUUGUUGCCUACAGAGGGUUGUUAGACUGCAUCUACUUUUCCAAAUAAAAAUUCCAUUGAAGCUAUUGAUCAUUCAUUUCAAGAUGCACUUGACAU